UCUACAGCCCAAAUUAAUCUGUUAUAUAGUAAGCUUAUGUUCUCUAAGCUGACCUGUCGCGACUACAUCAGUAACUGCUAAACAACACCAUAAUGCAAAGCUUGUUGAAUAAGAGCAACACUGUAAGACACUCUUCCAUCGUUAUUACCUCCCAUAUCGGCUAGAGAGAAAAUCACCCCCAGGCAUCGUCAUGGAAGCUGCCGCUGCACUUGUCAGUUUCGUUGGCCUAGCAGGCCCUGUUGCGCAAGGUCUGAAGUUCCUGUAUGACUUCACGACCAACAUGAAGGACUGCCCGAAAGAUAUUCGCGAGAUGAAGAUCGACGUUGAAUUAGUUGAAAGUUUGAUCACGCAAGUAAUUCAACAGUGCAACGAGCGUGAUGCGCGACUUCGAGAAAGCGCGGCAUUAGCACGCGCAAUCGGUCACGCUCAGAAAAGCGUCGAAGAUCUCAAGAAGGAGGUGGCUGCGUAUCUUGUGGAUGGAAAACGUAAGCGAUUCAGGUUUGCAGCCAAGCUCAGUCAAACGCAAAAGCUCAGGGCAAGCUUGGAUAGGACUAAGACCAUCAUGUUUGAGUUCAAGAAUCAGCUGCAAAGCGACCUGUUAUUUGACAUCCGUGAUACAAAUCAAGAGGUUCUCAGAUCAGUAGAGAAGACAAGCAGGAAUCUGGAAACAUAUAGCAGAAACUUCCCCAAGGUCAUGCAAAAGCCCGAGGUCCAAGCAGAAAACACGAAUAAUUCCGGAGGUAGAGUAGAGGCUUCGGUUCAGCGAGCAAACGACACCUCAUCUGAAGGCCUAGCCGACGCUAACAUCGUUGCCGAGAAGCUCGAGCACAUCAUGGACUUGUUGACGGAAACAAGGAUCUCAUCUUCACCAACUUCAUUACUAUCAACGCCUGCAUUGUCACGCGAAGUCAGUGAUAACUCCAUUACGGACUCGUCCCAGGAAACGACUGCCAGCAGCAUUUCGAGCUCGCGAAGCAUUUCGCGGUCAGGGUUCCAGAAACCCCAACAAGCGAACAUCGUUUCAGAACACCCCCUUCUACAAUUCAAAGAUAAUCAGUUUCAAUUCUUGAUCGCGAUCAUCUUCACCCAGCGCACCCGCAAACAACAUCUCGCUUGUCAACGCGCCUCAGAAUGUCUGGCAGCAUAUCCAACGCCAGAAGCACUUUCGAAAGCAUUGCCUGAAGAUCUCAGUCAAUACUUCGGCGGACUUGGUUUGCAUAAGGUCAAGCCACCUCAGCUAAUUAAGCUGGCUCAAGCAUAUGUCAAAGAUCCGCCGGAACAGGGCAGAUUACGUUCGAAAGCUAAUUGUCCUCAAUCUGAGAUCUCACAUUUACCUCAAAUCGGGCCAUCAUCAGUUAAUUCUUGGCUGGUAUAUUGCUGUAAAAGGAUGGAUAUAGUGACCAUAGAUAAGACACUACUAGCGUACAUAGAGCAUCUGAAGACAGAGGCAGGGGCCAAUUAGCUUCAGAUAUCAUGUUAUUGCAUGUGCUAGAUUUCCCAAGAUUGCACCGACGCUUAGGCUUGCGAAUUCCAACCCCCCCGAACUAUCGCGCUAUAACGUACCCCAUAGGCAAGUUAAAAAUAGUCCGUCGGUUUGUAAACGGGUACCGAAGGGGGGUGCAGCUUUAGCUCAUAUUUCAUGCUGGGUUACUUAGGGUCCUCCGGAGCUGUACGUAUAAUGCUACUUGUUCAUUCAUUCUACAUGCUACUUGAAGGUCAAGGUGAAACCUUAACGAGCGGGAAGCCGCUCAUGUUGUCGUCGUCGUCGUCGUCGUCGUCGUCGUUGUUGUUGUUAUUAUUGUUGUUGCAUUCACAUAACGUCUCCCUACGCACUAACC
Molecule: messenger RNA, 1838 nt
Organism: Alternaria rosae
Lineage: Eukaryota; Fungi; Ascomycota; Dothideomycetes; Pleosporales; Pleosporaceae
Exons: 3
Coding region: 191-1462 (423 amino acids)
Biological process (GO): DNA repair
Molecular function (GO): catalytic activity
Source: RefSeq, a predicted model, not a curated record